Messenger RNA from Acanthopagrus latus (yellowfin seabream), 2438 nucleotides. It is a transcript of the gene ccne1, whose product is annotated as cyclin E1. Bases 239 to 1543 code for a protein of 434 amino acids. Gene Ontology annotation, cellular component: nucleus; centrosome; cytoplasm. Gene Ontology annotation, molecular function: cyclin-dependent protein serine/threonine kinase regulator activity. NCBI's taxonomy places the organism in Eukaryota, Metazoa, Chordata, Actinopteri, Spariformes, Sparidae. The transcript has 12 exons. Gene Ontology annotation, biological process: G1/S transition of mitotic cell cycle; regulation of cyclin-dependent protein serine/threonine kinase activity. The record is from RefSeq and is a predicted model, not a curated record.
AAUCUACUCCCCCCCCUGACGUUGAUGCUUCAAGUCAUCUGUUCCCUGCAAGGCGCCAGCUCAGAGGAACUAGCCCGGCCUGGACUCGCACACACACCCAGAGCACCUCCCGGCCAGAACAACCGACGGCGAAAGUUAGACGAUAUCAAUUUCUGUUUUUGAGACUGGGAUAAGAGUGAACUUCAAGGGCAGAGUCUUGAGGUUUGCUCCACAACGGACACACAUCCCUCUGAGUAUAAUGCGGGGACAACGGGAAGAGACACAACCUAAGUCUGUUGCUCCCGAUGUGCCCAAGGAAACUACAGUGCGACCGAGAAAGAGGAAGGCAGAUGUUGCCAUUUAUUUACAAGAUCUGGACGAUGAGGAGGUUGCAGAGAUGACAAAGAAGAAGCAGCGCGAGUGUGAGCUGGGCUGGAGUCCUGAUCCUGGUUAUACAAGUCCACACAGGUGGAUUCCCACACCUGAUCAGGAAGAGGACCAACCAGUCACCCUGAUAAAUGCAGGAUUCCCCCACUAUAACUUUAACAACAUAUUUACAACACCUGUGCAUUGUGCACCACUACCUGCACUGUGUUGGGCCAGUAAGGAUGUGGUAUGGAACAACAUGUUGGAGAAGGAUAAGACCUACACCAGGGAUGUCCACAUGAUGGAGAACCAUCCUCAUCUGCAGCCAAAGAUGAGGGCAAUUCUCCUGGACUGGCUCAUGGAGGUCAGUGAAGUGUACAAACUGCACAGGGAGACUUAUCACCUCGCACAGGACUACUUUGAUCGCUUCAUGGCCACACAGAGAAACGUGUUCAAAUCAACACUGCAGCUCAUAGGCAUCACCUGUCUCUUCAUCGCUGCUAAAGUGGAGGAGAUGUAUCCUCCAAAAGUCCACCAGUUUGCCUAUGUUACAGAUGAAGCCUGCACUGAAGAUGAGAUUCUCAGCAUGGAAAUUAUUAUCAUGAAGGAGCUGAAUUGGAGUCUCAGCCCACAGACUCCCAUAUCCUGGCUCAAUGUUUACAUGCAGGUGGCUUACCUGAAGGAGACAGAUGAGCUGCUCAUCCCCAGAUACCCCCAGGCUACCUUCACACAGAUCGCAGAGUUGUUGGACCUGUGUAUGCUAGAUGUGCGUUGCCUUGAGUUCUCUAAUGGCAUCCUUGCUGCUUCAGCCCUGUUUCACUUCUCUUCCCUGGAGCUGGUGGAGAAUGUCUCAGCUCUGAAGAGGGUGGAGGUAGAGGAGUGUGUGAGGUGGAUGGUGCCUUUUGCCAUGGCGCUGCGGGAGGUUGGAGGGUCGCCUAUGAAAACAUUCACAGGAAUCCCUGCAGAUGACAUGCACAACAUCCAGACCCAUGCCUCCUAUGUUACAUGGCUGGAAAAGGCCCUCUCUUACCAGGAUGUGGAGUUGGAGCGUCAUGGCAACUGUCCUGUCCCUUCAGGCGUCCUGACUCCCCCUCUGAGUAUUGAGAAAACUGAAGCGUCGGUCCGAGUUGAUGCUACAGUGCUGAAAAUCAGGCCGAGGAUGCGUACACCAUCCCCACAACGGCCUCUUCCAAAGUAGUGGAACGAGCAAGGAAUCUGACAAGACGACGGCCGUAAACAGAAGAGAAACAAUUUGAAUGUGUUGACUCUGAACAGCGACUCUGCAGUAACGGCACACUCGCAUAUCAUUGGAUUUUCAGUUGGAAGUCGUUGAUGGAAAUGGUAUUUUCUCCUUUCAAAGUCAUGCAGAUUUCUUUGUUCCAGGUGCUUUUAAAUGUCUUUGUAGUGGGUGCAUGCACUGACUUUGGCUAUAUUUGGGAAACACUGACGCACCGUGAGUAAAUGGUUUGGAUGGUCCCUGAUGUUGCCUAUUUAACCUUCCAGUUUGGAUGAAAACACAAAGCAAGAGACUGUUUGGGAUGGGACGGCUCAAGGAGAUUUUUGUUUUUUGAACAGCGUUGCACCCAAAUGCUUGCAUUAAUUGGCGACCACACUGACAGUAAGUGGUUGCCAUUCUUCUUUUUCUAUGCAGAGGCCAAAUUGAAUGGACAUUUUAUGGAAUCUCUCUACUUAAUUUAGUGUGUGCGUAUGUGUGUGUCUGUGUGGUGAUUGCUGGUUUUAAUGUAUUAGUGGCGUCAUUUGCCCAAAAACUAUUCCUAGGGUCAUAUUUGGCUCUAUGUGCUGCUAUAAAAGUGGGCUAUUCAUGAUGGAGGGUAAAGACUGUAUGUGUGUGUGUUUGUGUGUAUGAAAUGGUGUGUUACUCUAUUUUUGGUUCUACUCUUGCCAUCUUAUUGGACAACAUGACCAUGUUUUGCUUGGGGACCAGUAGCUUGGCUACCUAAAUGGGCAAGUGAACCAGCCAGGCUUCAGAAGCUAAAAUGUUGAUUGUAUUUAACUUUUUAUUUUAAUCCCCACACACCACCAAAAUGUAAGAUUUCUAUUUGACAUUUUAAAUAAAAUGCUGCUACAUUGAA